AUGAACUCUAGCCAGGAAACCAACAGGUCUCAGAAGAGAUCACUAGAUCAAGAUGAAGGACAUUCAAGUCAAAACAAAAGAACCAAAACAACCAUAUUAUCAUUACCAGAUGAAUGUUUAAGAAGAAUAACUUGUCAUUUAUCACAAAAAGAUACACUUUCAUUGUUAUAUUCAAAUUCACAUUUUGAAAGAGCAUGUAAAGUUAGACUAUACAGAAGUAUAAUCAUCUGUGAAAAAUCAUUAGAUCGUUCUGAUUAUUAUUUUGCUAAAUUGGUUGAACAAAAACAAUUUAUCGUAUUGACAGGCUUUGAUAAUAUCAAAAAGUUUUUCCAAAUGUUUCAUACAAACUUAGUACAAGGUAAAAAUCCAGGACUGGCAAAAUAUGUUCAAGAAAUAAUAACUUAUGACUUUCUGGAGAGAGAUCUAUUAGAAAAUAUUUGGUUUCGUUCAAAGUCAUUAGAGGAAACCAUGAAUUACUUGAAAUUAGUUUGGGAUGAUGUUUUAAACAGCUUUAUUAACUUGAAAGUUUUCAUUGGACCUAAAUUAUCACUACAUAAGGUUUUUGAAUUUAGCAAACAUAUCACAUCAAAUUUACAAAAACUUUCAAUAUCAAUUGAAAAUGAUUUGUCCUGGACAUCAGACCAAGAUCUAGAAUUACCACAACUUAAAAGUUUAAAACUUAAUAUUCCUUCAAGAAAGGGUUCAAGGCCUCCACGACAUCCUAACCUUGAUACCAUCACUGGUUUUGAAAAACUCUUAGUUCUGGCCAAAUUGUUCAUUAUAAAUAGAUCAACAAAUAAUACAACUUUAGAAGAGUUGGAACUAAAUGCAUCAUUUGGUUCAGAUGAUCUUGAAAGUUAUCGUUCCGUAUUAGAAAGUCAAUUAACAAACAGAAACUCACAUUCGUUUCAAUCUUAUGCAUCAGGUUUUAGAAAUGCAAUUUCGGAUAAUCCUAAUGCUAAACCUCCUUAUUGUUCAAAUGAAUUGGAUAAUGAAAGUGAAAAUGGUGAAAUUCACUUCCAUACUGAUGGGGAAGAAGAUGAGGAUGAUGAUAAUGAAGAAGAUGAGGAUGAUGAUAAUGAAGAAGAUGAAGAUGAUGAUAAUGAAGAAGAUGAAGAUAAAAAUAAUGAUGAAAUUUUCAAAAAAUUAGUCAAUAAAUAUCGUGAGAAAGACUUAGAAGGAAAUUCUAUAAUGAGAGUGUCAUAUGAGGGAGAAAAUCUCCGUUUAGACCCAUACUUUUUUGAUAACAAUCAACUAGCUGGUUCGAGAAAUGUUAAUCUCCAAUAUCAUAAACAUCCAACAGAACUCCCAGAAUCUGAAUUUUUUUCAUAUUUCAUAUUUGCCUUAUUUGAAAAGAAUAUUAAACUUUUAAAUUUGAAAAGAUUAUCAAUUGUUAAUAUGAGAUUUGGAAAAUAUCUUUUCGAAGAUUUUACACCAGCUUUUCAAAACAGAUUAAGUAAAGUCAUACCAAAUUUUCAUAAACUUCAACAAUUAGAUAUUAAGAAUGUUGCUCAUGAUAGUCUUAUGUUUGACCCAACAGAGCGUGAUUUUAUAGAUAUUGAUGAAGAAAUAGGUGAUUAUUAUGCGGCGGACUUUCCAUCAUUGAUCAAUUUUUUCACAAAUCAUCCAAAUACACCACCGGUUUAUGAAAAUAUGAAGAAACUUGUGUUUUACGUUAAUCCAUACCUAGGAGAUCUGACUUUAUUUAAAUAUCCACAUAACCCAUAUUUUAAUUUUCAUUUACAACUUCCAGAUUUCUUUUAUAAAACACCAAAUUUAGAAGAAUUAUUCAUUAAUGCACCCCAACAAACAAAAUUGAAACAUGUUUAUGGAAUCAUUAAUAUAUCAACUGUCAAACUGAAUUUAAAAAAAAUGACAUAUUAUGAACCACAAUGGGGUUCUAAAAUAGCUAGUAGAAUCUUAAAUGCAAGAUUAUACAGAAAAUUCACUAAGCAUUCAAAUUUACACUUAUUGAAUGAAUAUUAUUUAGAAUGUUCUAAUAAAAUUGCUAGACAUUUCCGUCUGAUUGCAACAAUGGAAAAUUCAGGUGCUGCUGAUGAACUUGAUACCUUGUGUAAGAAUCAUGAAGAUACAUUGUUUUUCAAAGAAGAAUUUCUUUAUUUGUUUGGUGAUGAUGCUAGAAGGUUUUUCAAGAUUUGUCCAAAGCUUGAAGAGUUUACUAUUCAUGGAUUUACUUUUGAAAGAAAUAAAAACAUUUUCGUUUGA
Messenger RNA from Hansenula ciferrii, 2226 nucleotides. RefSeq lists its product as uncharacterized. Gene Ontology annotation, molecular function: protein binding. Lineage: Eukaryota; Fungi; Ascomycota; Saccharomycetes; Phaffomycetales; Wickerhamomycetaceae. The coding region runs from base 1 to 2226 and encodes 741 amino acids. The record is from RefSeq and is a predicted model, not a curated record. The transcript has a single exon.